GUCUGCUUCCGUUAAGUGAUUACCCGUAAUUCCGCGCGCCCUGUCUUUCUCCUGUCGCGGUUACAGGCCCCGUUUCCGUUAUUGCGGCCUGGGUGUGGGUUGCCAGCGGUGGGGGUAUCCAUCCGUACCAAAAGCAAGGUAAGGUGCUGUACGUACCUACAGUACCUUGCGAAGUGUGGAACGCAAGUUGACAGGGCAUGGGUGCCGUUGUUGUUGUUGUUGUUGUUGUUGUUGUUGUUGUUCCGCUUGUUGGGCACACCCCCUGUCGUCCUUCCGUUUUCUCUGUGUUCGGCCAGGGAGGAGAAAAGGGCCAGGAAAGCGAGAGAUGGGCACGAAAUUCACCUGCCCCACGGUACCCACGGCAUCCUGUUUCCUGGGACGUACCCUUGACACAUAUCUCUGCCCGCCCCUGCCCUUGUUCCCCAGCUUCUUGUUUUUGCUUCCCAGAGUCCACGAGAUAUAAGAAACUCACAUCCCCAUCUCAUGGUUACCUUCAGCCCAACUUGUAUCGACAACAAUCCGAUAUCGACAUCAUCAAGACAUUUCAUCAUCGCCUGAUUAGCAACCAGCAUCCACCACCUGGACCACCGACUACUACUAUUUUCAAAACAACAACCAUCACACAUACACCAACAACAACAACAACAACAACAACAACAACAACAACAACAACAACAACAACAACAACAACAACAGCAACCAUGUACUCUUCAUAUGGUUCUUACAGCUCUUCGGCUUCUUCCAGCCGAUCCUCUUCCUACGGCAGCUCGUACUCCAGCAUCUCGAGGCCGAUGGACAUUUCCCCGAUCAACAUCUCUUCUUCCGGAGCCGAUGCCUCGUGUGCUUUCCCCUCGUGGCCCCGCCGCACCUCGCUCUGCGAAUCCGAGUCUGACUACGAGCGCCCGACUUCCUUCCUUUCCGACGAGGACUUGAUGGGCGAUGUUUUCGACGACGAUGUGCGCAGUGUUUCCAGCAGCGGCAGCUCGCCCAUGCACUCUCCUCCCAAGGCGCCCUUCAUGACCGAGGCCGAGAUCCUUGAGAUGCAGCGUGAGCAGGCCGCCUACCAGCGCGAGAUGGUCAGCUUGCUCGUCAGGGAGAAGGAGAGGCGCAAGGCCCAGGCCAAGCGUCAACGCAGCGCCGGCAAGGCUUCUUCCAAGAAGAGCACCAAGAGCAAGCUCAGCGCCAUGACUCCCAUCGCCGAGUCUGAGUAAAAAGGGCAACACGAUAUCGGAUGCACGAUGCAGCCUGUGCCGUGGCGAUUGCAACCUCAUUUUUAUUGAUACCCCGUUUCUGGCUUUUCGACCGCUUUCAUUUUCUUCUUCUGCAACCACCAGCAUCAGCAUCAGCAUCGUCGGCAUUGUUUUUUUUCUUUUCUCAUCAACACCACCGUCAUCAUCGUCAAACCCCCACGGGAAAACGGCCUUUCCCCCCUCCCCCCCACACCGAGGGUUCG
Messenger RNA from Neurospora hispaniola, 1453 nucleotides. RefSeq lists its product as uncharacterized. The record is from RefSeq and is a predicted model, not a curated record. Lineage: Eukaryota; Fungi; Ascomycota; Sordariomycetes; Sordariales; Sordariaceae. The transcript has 2 exons. The coding region runs from base 198 to 1211 and encodes 337 amino acids.